Artibeus jamaicensis (Jamaican fruit-eating bat) is the source of this 715-nucleotide messenger RNA. RefSeq names its product NADH:ubiquinone oxidoreductase subunit B5 (gene NDUFB5). The record is from RefSeq and is a predicted model, not a curated record. The coding region runs from base 36 to 605 and encodes 189 amino acids. NCBI's taxonomy places the organism in Eukaryota, Metazoa, Chordata, Mammalia, Chiroptera, Phyllostomidae. The transcript is spliced from 6 exons.
ACUCCCCCCACGUCUUCCUAUUGCCCGUAGUAGCCAUGGCGGCUAUGAGCUUGCUGCGGCGGGCUUCGGUCACUGCGGUGGCCGCUCUCUCUGGCCGCCGCCUUGGCAUUCCACUUGUGUUCGGGGGCUUCCUUACGCGUGGCUUUCCGAAGACUAUUGCUCCUGUGAGACACAGUGGAGACCAUGGGAAAAGACUGUUUGUUAUCAAACCUUCUAGAUUCUAUGACAAGCGGUUUUUGAAUUUACUGAAAUUCUACAUUUUGUUGACUGGGGUUCCAGUGGUAAUUGGCAUAACUCUGGUGAAUGUAUUCAUUGGUGAAGCUGAGUUAGCAGAAAUUCCCGAAGGCUAUGUACCAGAACACUGGGAGUAUUACAAGCAUCCUAUAUCAAGAUGGAUUGCCCGAACAUUCUAUGAUAGUCCUGAAAAGAAUUAUGAACGAACAAUGGCUAUCCUUCAGAUUGAAGCUGAGAAGGCUGACUUACGGUUACAGGAGCUGGAAGUACGAAGAUUAAUGCGUUCAAGAGGCGAUGGUCCCUGGUUUCAAUAUCCAACCAUUGAUAAGGAGCUUAUUGAUUAUUCUCCAAAAGCAGAUCCUGACAACUAAUUUUUUAUGUCUAGUAAAUACAACGUAUAUUCUCUUUAUGGGAAAAUGAAGUAAUAAAUAUAGUCUGUAUUUUUGCUCAGAGUGAUGAAUAAAAGAUCCUCUUCCAUUGC